Chrysoperla carnea is the source of this 1644-nucleotide messenger RNA. RefSeq names its product zinc finger Ran-binding domain-containing protein 2-like. Bases 76 to 951 code for a protein of 291 amino acids. The transcript has 5 exons. NCBI's taxonomy places the organism in Eukaryota, Metazoa, Arthropoda, Insecta, Neuroptera, Chrysopidae. Gene Ontology annotation, molecular function: RNA binding; lipopolysaccharide binding. Gene Ontology annotation, biological process: RNA processing. The record is from RefSeq and is a predicted model, not a curated record.
GGAGUGGAAUUGAUAACUGUCAGAGUGAGAUCAAUACCAAGUUUUAUUAGUUUUUAUCAAAUAAAUAAGUUUAAGAUGUCUGAUGUAGAGACGGAUGGACUUCCAUCGUCCAAUUCGAACGGUAGUUUUAAGACAAACGAUGGAGAUUGGAUCUGUACGGACGCACAAUGCGCUAAUAUAAAUUUUGCUCGUCGUAAAACAUGUAAUCGUUGUAAUAAAGAUCGUGGUGAAAUCCCAAAAAAGAAAAAACUUGGUCAAGAAAUCGGUAAAGCUGCCGCAGAGAAGAGUAAAGGUUUAUUUAGUGCUGACGAUUGGCAAUGUAACAAAUGUGGCAACGUGAAUUGGGCACGACGUCAACAAUGCAACAUGUGUAAUGCACCAAAGUUUGGUGAAGUUGAAGAACGUACUGGUCUGGGAGGUGGAUACAACGAUCGUGGUGUGGUCGAAUACAAACAACGGGAGGACUCUGAUGACGAAUAUGAUGAGUUUGGACGUAGAAAAAAACGUAGACGAAAGAUGGAAGACGAUCGAUCUAGUGAUAGUAGUAGUGUACGAUCUACGGAUGGGAGGAAAGAAGAUAAGCAGAGAACAACAGGCAGCGCCACCACGACUGAAACUGAUUUGGAUGCCAAAAUAAUUUCAAAGAAAACACAAGAUCACAAUGACCUUCAAAAAGUAGUCGAAGAGCAUGAUCUACACACGCACCAGGACGAAGACGAACCUGAAGUAGCUGAAGCUGCACAAGAUGACGAUGAAGAUGAAGAAGAGGAAGAUGACGAUGAAGAUGGUGAUUUAUCAAAGUAUGAUUUAAGUGAUUGGGGAGAUGCAGCCCCAGCCCCAGCACCAGCACCAGCACCAAUCUCCAAAACUAGUGACAUAUCAACAAGAAGUAGAUCUGUAUCACGUUCUAGAUCCAGAUCACGAUCACCUAUUAAUCGUUUAAGACGGUGAACGAUUACAAACGUACAGUAAAUAUUAAUUAAUAAUUAUUAAUUAAAUUAUAAUUAUAAACAAACCAACAAACAAACAAAUAAAUAAAUAAACAUUCAAACUUACAUGUAGAGGCUUUUAGAUCUAAUAUAGAAGAGAGAGAGAGCAAGAAUAAGAAUAAGAAUAAGAAUGAUAACAAAACAGAACAAAAAACAAAUAAUAUGAUUGUGUUUUUUAAUUCAAGUCAGCUAUCUAAUAAUAAACAGUGAGAUCGAUGAUGAUGAUGAUGAAUGUGUUUUACUUUGUUGUGCUUUAUGUUUAGUUUGUUUGUUCGUGGACUCUUGGACUCUUAUUUGAUAUACAGAUACAGUGGACCCUCGGUAAUCCGUCAAACAUCUUGCAGGGAAGUAUUGGAUUAUAGAGUAUACUGUCUAUCACCUCCUAUAGUCCUCCUAUAGUUACAAAAGAGUGUUUUGUAAUCGAAUAAGUCACAAAUCCAAUUGAUAAGAUAUUAUACUUCAAUACAAAAACAAUAGUCACAUUACAGGAGGCGUUGGAUUAACCAGGAGCUGCAUUACCAGGAGCCCGCUGUAUUUAUUUAUUUAGUUGUUUUAAAAGCGUAACGUACGUACAUACAUGUAAGUAGAGUUGAUGAUGUUAGCUGUGUCAGCUUCUUUUAUACUUAUAAGUAUAUAUAAAUAAAUAAGUAAAGUU